UCCAUUUCAACACAAUCGCUUCCCUUUCAUCCUCUCAUUCAUUUUCCUUAGAGCAAAAGAUUUUUUAUGGGCUUUCUUUCAACUUCGUCCUCUUCUUUCACUGCUUUUAAAUGGCUUGGCUUUGUCACCGCCGUUUGGGUUCAAGCCAUUUCAGGCAACAAUUACACUUUCUCUAACUAUUCUGAUGCUCUCAAGACUCUUAUGAACUUGACUCAACUCGAGCUUAACAAUUUAUCCGUUGCUAAAGAUGUUGGUAAAGCCUUUGGCCUCCUUGCUGGUCUUGCCUCUGACCGCUUGUCUACUCCGGUGAUUCUUCUUAUUGGCUCAAUUGAAGGUCUUAUUGGUUACGGUGCUCAAUGGCUUGUUGUUAGUGGGCGAAUUCAACCACUUCCUUACUGGCAGAUGUGCAUAUUCCUCUGUUUGGGAGGCAACAGUACUACAUGGAUGAACACGGCGGUUCUAGUAACUUGCAUCCGCAACUUCCGGCGAAACAGAGGUCCUGUCUCUGGCAUCUUGAAGGGUUAUGUUGGACUGAGCACUGCCAUCUUUACCGACCUCUGCUCUGCUCUUUACUCGGACAACCCUUCAAGCUUCCUCCUCAUGCUCGCAAUUAUACCCUUUGCCGUCUGUCUCGCUGCCAUCAUCUUCCUCCGUGAGAUCCCUCCGGCUGCCACCUCCGAAGAAGAAAAACAAGAGUUCAAAUAUUUCUCUGUCUUCAACGUUGUGGCCGUUAUUGUUGCAGUUUAUUUGUUAGCAUAUGGCUUCAUCAGUAAUCCUAGCCAUGUUCUUUCUUUAGUGUUUUCAGUUAUAUUGCUAGUUCUUCUAGCUUCUCCAUUAGCAGUUCCAGUUUAUGUUUUUGUGAAAAGCUGGAAUCUGAACCGCUUGAAGAAAAAAGCAGAUGAUGUUGAAGAACAGAUGGAUGAGCCAUUGUUGAAUGGAGAAAACGAGCGAGAAAUUCAACAAAAACCGGCAGAGGAGGAUGCCACGGCGGCAGUGUCAGUGGUUGCUCAACCACCGGCGGAAGUAGUGCAGAUAAAGAGGAAGCCGGUGAUCGGCGAAGAUCACACGAUUUUCGAAGCGAUGGUGAAGUUGGACUUCUGGAUUUUGUUUGUUUCAUUUCUCUGUGGAGUGGGUACGGGUUUGGCUGUGAUGAACAACAUGGGACAGAUUGGUUUGGCUCUUGGAUACGCUGACAUCUCUAUUUUCGUCUCUCUUACGAGCAUUUGGGGAUUUUUUGGAAGGAUUGCUUCGGGUUCUGUCUCAGAGUUCUUCAUCAAGAAAGCUGGAACACCAAGGCCUCUCUGGAACGCAGCAUCUCAAAUUUUAAUGGCUGUUGGGUAUAUCCUCAUGGCCAUGGCAAUGCCUGGUUCUCUAUACAUUGGUUCGAUUGUUGUUGGAAUCUGCUACGGCGUUCGUCUGGCUGUCACAGUUCCAACUGCGUCUGAGUUGUUUGGUCUGAAGUAUUAUGGUCUAAUUUACAACAUCUUAAUCCUCAACCUACCACUUGGUUCCCUUCUCUUCUCUGGUCUGCUUGCUGGACUUCUAUAUGAUGCAGAAGCUACCCCAACGCCAGGAGGUGGCAACACUUGUGUAGGUGCCCAUUGCUAUAGGAUUGUGUUCGUUGUUAUGGCGAUUGCAUGCGUCAUUGGAUUCGGUUUGGAUGUUCUGUUGGCAAUUAGAACAAAGAAGCUCUAUUCUAAGAUACAGACGAGCAAGAGAUCAAAGAAAAUUGCUGCAGCAUCUAACAACCAAUGACAUUGAAUCCAAAGUAGGGGGUAAGUGAAUGAGACAAUUAAGGGUUGAAGAGCUUCUGCUCAAUGAUAUCCUGAGUUGGCCUUAUUUUUUUCACCUCAGAACUGAGUUGGAGAAUAAAACAUUAUUUUAUGUAUUCUGAUUUGUUCCCCACAUCAUCGCCACUACCAUCAGUUGAUUUGAUUUUGUUGAAUUAGAUGUAAUGUAACCGGUCGUCUGAGCUAGCAUACGCCUUAACUAUUGUAGUAAAACAAGUAUUAUAUAUGCAUCUGCAAUUUUCCUUUCCUAAAGGGGAAAAGAUUUUGGUUUUGAUAUGAACAGUUAUGCUUUCAUUGUUGAGA
Molecule: messenger RNA, 2093 nt
Organism: Manihot esculenta (cassava)
Lineage: Eukaryota; Viridiplantae; Streptophyta; Magnoliopsida; Malpighiales; Euphorbiaceae
Product: protein NUCLEAR FUSION DEFECTIVE 4
Exons: 3
Coding region: 67-1755 (562 amino acids)
Cellular component (GO): membrane
Source: RefSeq, a predicted model, not a curated record